Molecule: messenger RNA, 9852 nt
Organism: Phalacrocorax carbo (great cormorant)
Lineage: Eukaryota; Metazoa; Chordata; Aves; Suliformes; Phalacrocoracidae
Source: RefSeq, a predicted model, not a curated record
AUUGUCCACUAUACCAUCAGUGACACAUUCAAGUACAGCUGUGCUAUUUCAGCUAAUACCAUUAGAAACACCCUCCAUUUCAAAAGGAAAAAUCACAUCAGGAUCAGACAUGCUUGCUGCUGUUCCAUCACCAUCAUUCUCCUCAUUGGUAAUUCAGUCACCUCAUACCAUUAACUUUUCUAAACCAGCUGUACUCCCCAUCAAAGUGCAUUUGUCUGCAGAUCUUGAAGGUUUCUUCAGCGCAGAUUCAGCCAGCUCACAGGUUAGUGAAAGCAGAAGUAGUCCUCUAAGCACAGCCACUGUAGUACAUUCCAGUACGGUGAAUCACAGAAAUGGUCCUGAGUUAUUUAUGGGUAUGGUGCCUUUCAAUCUCUUUGGAUCAACAGCAGUGCAUUCCACAGAAAUAAUGGGAAAAGGGUCUCCUUCAGAAAGGACCUCUUUUUUGUCUGUAUACUCUAAUAUUCCUGUGUCAAAAACGUAUCAGUAUUUCCUGCCAGUAACUUCCAGAAGCCUGUCAUGGUUUCCUAAUGAGGGUAUGUGUAAUGUGUCGUCUACUGGAGUAAAACCAGUCAGCCAAUUUAAGGUAGUGCUGACUGACAGAAACAGUGAUAUCACUCCUUUGGCAUCACCAAAUUUUCAGGAUAAAGCAGAGAUUCCUACAUCAGUCUUCCAUCCUGUGGGUUCUCCACAUCUAAUACCCCAAAUGAGUCAUCCUUAGUCUUCCACAGCACUGACUAAUUGCACUACAGCCUUUACCAGUGCACCUUUCAUGUCAUCAGAUUCCAAGAGCCUGGCUGAGGCCUCCAGCUCAACAGAGAGCACGUCUUCCCUUUCAUUGCCAAAAUCACUUAUUCCAGAUGCAAAGCACACUCACAAUGCAGUGCUGCCAGUACGAGCAUUCAGAAGUGAAACAGAUUCUCUCUUUAGAAACACAACGUGCUCCUCUUCAACAAGCACAAGGUCUCCCUUGCUAAGUGAGACAAAUGACACCUUUACUAGGACAGCACGCACAAACAGUCCCAGUGCAGCAGGAGCUGAUGAGCAUGCUUUGUAAAUCCCUUUGACUGUUUCCUCGCAGCACUCGGUGGUGGCUCUGAAUCAGACUUCUGCAGAAGACCUGACUGAUGGAGCUUACCAGGCAAACAGCGUGCGAUUGCCAGCUGCUUCUGCACGUACUCUCCCAACUUCUGGUGGCUUUCCUGCAGCAAGAACAGCUCAACAGCCUUUCACAAGAGGGCUGGCAACAAAGAUGUCCACGAACUUUAACACUGAUAAUGUUCCACCUUAUGGAUCUCGGCUUUCCAAAGUUUCUCCAGAUAUCCAAACCAGUAAACUCCCCAGAGGAUCAAAGAUACUAGGCACUGUUUUGGAAACAGACAUGACUAGUCCUGAUCUAGCUGCAGUGCUGUUAAUUACUUCCACUACAGGCCUUUCAAAACCUGAAUCUAUCACAAAUACAUCUGCUACUAGUAUCUUUGUGACUGCACAUCUUCCACCUGGUGCUGUACAAGGUCCAGACAUAACUGCAAAUAAAGACAGAAAUAUGAGAUUACCCACUGUUGUGACCCCACAUGCAGAAUAUUCACUUCCAAGAGCUUGAAAUCAUUUUACCUCAGGUCAGACUUCACACUAGGUUGAUAGAAAGCAUCUUGCCUUUGUUGUGCCUCCAGCGUGGGGUGUGCAGCCAUCACUGGUUUCCAUGACAACAGUGAUGGACAGCUACAGCUUUUCUGGGGUUUUGAGUGCGGACUCUGAAAGCAGUUUAGAUCCUGUCAGCUCUCCUGGAGCUGCAGCUUCAGCUUCUACAUGGACCAAUACAGCAUUGCUGUCUUCAGCUGGCAUUCGUAUUCCUUCAGUAAAAACUUCAGUCAAAACAGCAAUAAGAGAAGUUCCUUCAAGUACUUUUACAUUGGAAACCGAGUACCAUGUACCAUCCUCAGUAGUUUCAAGUCUGCAAAAGAAAAUUAAUACAAAUAAGCAGUUACCCUUCUCCACCCCUUCAGCAAACGAUACAUAUGUAAAUUUUAGUGAAAAUUUUUUUAAUUUACCCUUUGCUGGAAUGAAGUCGAAUAGUUUUCCAGAAUUUGAUGUAGAUGCCUUUGCACUGAAAACAUCUCCUGUUCAGUAUUCGUCCCUUGCUCCCACUUUGACAGUGUCUGACUCCCUGCAAAAAAACCAUGGAAGCACAGCUGCAAACAGUGCUAAUUUCUCCACUGUUGGGAGACAUUGAUAUCAGUAUACGCUAUGAAGCGCCUCUCCGUUUACAUGUGCCUCCUGUUACAGGUGCUUUCCCUAGCUCUCUAGCGUCACAAACAACUGAUGCUGGAAAGAUUACUUUACUGACAGAAACCUUAGAGACAACACCAAGGUUGGCUUUUCAGCUUACCGACAACGUGACUUUUUUGGGCAGCUCUAAAAAUGGUGCCAUCCACAGCAUACUGCCAGCUGAGUCCCCUUUUCCCAUAACCAAGCCUUCUAGCUCAACUCUCUUGCUUAGUUUUAUUACAGAAGAUGACAUCAGUUCUGGAAAUUUGCCAGAAUUUGCAGAUGACCAAUUAGAGGCCUCUGGUUAUUUGGUUACAGCUGAUAGAAAUCCAGCUACACUUAGUGUGGAGGAGUGGGACACAAGCGCUACAAGAGAUAGUCUAGUUCCCAGUAAUAUAUCUAAUAAAACUACCAAGGGUAUCCCCUUGCAAACCCCUACCACCAGUGCUCUGCAGUCAGUCAUCAUAACUUCUGUCCAUGCAUCACCAACACCACUACCUUCUCCUUUUUUGUCAACAACCAACUUUACCCAUUCUGUCAUUACAGUGUUAUCUGGAGUAUCUUCUGGUGCAAUACCUACAGUAGGAACUUCAGAAGCAAACCCACUAACAAGAAAAUCAUCUUCAGCUUCACCAGUGCCAGCCUCUUCCUUCUUUUCUCUCGGCACUGAAAACACAGCUUUGCCAUCUGUGAUGGCUUUAAGCACACCAAUACUGACACUAACAAAAAAUAACACUGCCACAAAAUUGGCAUCGGAUCUAAGCUCAGUAGGAACACAUACAGAUUUUCCUUUUGCAACAAGAAACACAACUGCAUCACCCAUGGACGUGACAGCUAUGCUUAUAACCCCUAAGAGUAGCGUGGUCACAGCUUCCACACUUGCACCCACAGCACAUGUACCGAGGCAGAUAGAAACAGCAGUAACUGACACCCAGAAGUUCCCAAGUUCAGAAAUCACCAAAACGUCAACUCCGUAUCCGCUGACAAUUACAGCAGCUUUGACAUCUAUUACAGCAUCAGCGAAAACAACUAGGCUUCCCCCUACUCCAGUGGAAAACACCUCUGCUCCUCUCGAAACCACGGCAGCAGCCGCUUUCGCUAACAUGACAGCAGCUCCUCCCCUGGAUUGCCGGCUCUCCAGGAACCUUAUGGUUAAAACAGUUCUGUUUCUGAACACAAGGAGGAUGCUGAUCAGCAGUCCCUUCAGGGAGAGCGUGAGAAAAGGACUCAACCAAGUGCUGAGACAAGCUUUCAACCAAAAUGUCAGUGCUCAGGUUGAAAUCCUGGAGCAAUCAAAUAACAUAACAGUUGGUUACUACGUUACACGGGGCAGAAUGGUUUUUAUGCCUGCUGCUGUAAUUGAGAGGCUUCUUGCAUACGGCAUUAGCAAUGCCACAGCAGACAUAAAGCAGCAUGUACCACAUCUCCAGUCCGUGGCAGCCCUGGCCUUGCCGUGGAAGCCCCUUCCUGCUUACCACUUCCAGCUGAAAACAGAGCUGCAGUUUGUGAGUCAAACAGACAACAUACAGUCAUGCAAAUUUGUUCAGACCAUGGAGCAACGGUUACAGAGAGCGUUUCAAGAUGCUGAAAGAAAGGUCUUAAACACCAGCAACAACUUAACAGUUCAGAUUUUGAACACCUCCAAUGUCUCCCAAGCUGUCACUCUGUUUUAUGUAGUGAAAAAUCAAAGCACAACUCUAAAUGGCACUAUUUCCAGCAACCUUCUUAAUCACCUGUCAGCUGAGCUGGUGGGUUUCUAUCUAACCUACCCACCUCUCACCAUUGCAGAAUCUUUGGAGUAUCCAAACCUUGAUGUCUCAGAGUCAACUAGAGACUACUGGGUGAUAACAGUUAUUCAAGGGGUCGAUAUUGCAUUACUGGGGCUGAACAAUCAGAGCUUUGCAAGAUUAAUGGAGCAGCGUUUGGCCCCGCUGUUCAUGAUGUCCCAUCAGCAAGGAAGACGAUUCAAACGUGCCACUACUGUGGGCAGCUACACUGUGCAGAUGGUAAAAAUCCAACGUAUUCCAGGACCCAAGGAGCCGGCUGAACUGACAUACUAUACUUUAUACAACGGGAAGCCGUUGCUGGGCACUGCAGCUGCCAAAAUUUUGAGUACCGUUGACUCCCAGCGGAUGGCCUUGACACUAGGUUAUGUUAUUCAAGUUCAAGCUGAUCCCGUGGUGAAGAAUCCCCCAAACAACCUGUGGAUCAUUGCAGCGGUGCUGGCUCCCAUCGCUGUGGUUACAGUUAUCAUCAUCAUCAUCACAGCCGUUCUGUGCAGAAAGAACAAGAACGAUUUCAAACCAGACACCAUGAUGAACCUGCCUCAGAGAGCUAAACCAGUACAAGGCUUCGACUAUGCCAAGCAACACUUAGGUCAGCAAGGAGCUGAAGAUGAGGUUUUACCUGUAACUCAGGAGACUGUCGUACUUCCACUUCCAGUUAGGGAUGCUCCAGUGUCUCAGGAGAGAGAAAUUACUCAGGAUGGGAGCACUAUCAAAACUGCCAAAUCCAAUGAAACACGGAAAAGCCGGUCCCCGAGUCAAAACGGCUCCAUCAUCAGCAACGGGUCCGGAAAGCCCAGCUCUGGACGGAGCUCCCUCCAGAAAGUAAUGGCACCGCAAAAAGUGACAAAAGACGAAGGAAGGAAAAGAAACGGUUUUAAAUCUUCAAAGAAAAUUGUGCCCGUAAGUGAUGAAGAGGAAGGAGGCAUUCUCUUUGAUAACAUUGCCAAAUCUGCCAUUGACCCCUUCGACACCUCUUCUGGAUCAGUACAGCUGAUAGCUAUCAAACCCGUGGCACUACCUGCUGUUCAUGCUGCAUCAGAUAGGAGCCAGGAAUCUGCCAUCAUUAAUGGAGAGGUGAACAAGGCUUUGAAGCAGAAGUCUGAUAUAGAACAUUACCGCAACAAACUGCGCUUGAAAGCCAAGAGGAAGGGGUACUAUGAUUUCCCACAGGUUGAUAACAGCAAGGGGCUGACAGAGAGAAAAAGGAUGUAUGAAAAAAACCAGAAAGAACUUGACCACAUUUUGGAUCCAGAUGCAGAUAUCUCGUCUCCUUUUGCUGAGCCUAGGAACAGGCAACCAAUUAAGAACUCGGUGUACAGAAGCAGGCAGUCUUUGAACAGUCCUAGCCCAGGAGAAACUGAGAUGGAUCUUCUUGUGACUCGAGAAAGACCUAGACGUGGAAUCCGUAACAGUGGAUAUGACACUGAGCCUGAAAUUAUAGAAGAAACAAAUGUUGACCGUGUCAAUGAGCCUCGGAGUUACACCAGGUCCCGUCAGGCCAAAGGCCACUCGGAGACCUCAACUUUAAGUUCUCAGCCCUCCAUUGAUGAGGUUCGACAGCAGAUGCAUAUGCUCUUGGAAGAGGCUUUCAGCCUGGCCUCUGCGGGCCACGGAGGACAGAGCAGGCAGGAGGCGUACAGCUCAGCACCGCACUUGCCCUACUCGGAGGUUGUGACCAGUGCUCCUGGUACCAUGACCCGACCUAGAGGGGGGGUACAGUGGGUACCCACAUACAGACCAGAAAUGUAUCAGUACAGUUUACCAAGACCAGCUUACAGAUUUUCUCAGCUUCCUGAGAUGGUAAUGGGUUCUCCUCCUCCUCCUGUCCCUCCCAGAACAGGUCCUGUGGCUGUUGCCUCUCUCAGGAGGUCUACAUCGGAUAUCGGAAGCAAAGUGAGAAUACCUGAGUCAAGUGGCGCAGAUCAGGCCCAGCAUCAUGAUCAGGCAUCUUUUGCACCUGGUUCGAGAGCUCCGAUGUCUAUUGGUCCACUUGAACAAUCAGCUUUUCACUCAGGAAAUACCGUACCAGCAGUGUUUGCCAUACCAGCAGCAAACCGACCUGGCUUCACGGGCUAUUUUAUCCCAACACCACCCACUGCAUACAGGAACCAAGCCUGGAUGCCCUAUGCUGGGGAGAACGAAUUACCAGGGCAGUGGGCAGACUCAGUUCCAUUACCUGGAUACAUCGAGGCUUAUCCAAGAACCCGUUACCAACAUAAUUCUCCUUCGCGACUUCCUCGCCAAUACAGCCAGCAAGCAAGCAUGCAUCCCAGCCUGGAGCAAGCUCCUCUGCCAUCCACCGCAGCUUCUCAGCAGAGCCUGACAGAAAAUGACCCAUCCGAUGCUCCUCUCACCAACAUUUCUACAGCUGCCCUCGUAAAGGCAAUAAGAGAAGAAGUUGCUAAACUGGCCAAGAAGCAAACAGAUAUGUUUGAGUUCCAGGUCUGAUAUCUUUUGUGCACGGGACUUGUAUUGUGCAACGUGGGGUAGCCAAGGAAGCAACUCUUUUAAUUUUCAGUUUCAAACUUGCUGUGUAUUGUGCCAAAGUGAUGGCAUUUUCCUCUGAAAAGUCAACACUAUGAAAUGACUUAAAGUAGAACAACAGGACUCUGAAGAUAUGUAAUUCUGCUUGCCAGCUAAGGAAAUGCUGCCAGGUAACUGUUUAAUAUGGAUAAGAUUGAUCAUAUGCAAUUGUUUGUCACUCAGCUCUUGUAUUAUGACCCAUCGUCACUAGAGAUGCUGCUGAACAUGUCUGCACCACACGACGUUUCAUUUGCAGGCACAAAGUUAGAGCUGCUGAAAAUAACUUCUGCAUGUCAAAACUUUGAUUAAAGAAGAAAAUACAGUAGAACAUGGUUAGCUAGAGGCCACGGUAGGUGUGGCGGUGGCCAUGUUAAUUGUUUGCUGCAGGACAUUGUGUAAGGGAUACCGAUUUCAGCAAUGCAGUAUCAUUCAGCCUUUUCAUUCUAGAGACCGUAUUCAAACCAAAAGAAUUUGAGAUGAGUAGGUAAUACAAAUAAAUGUCCUGUAAAUAGCCCCAAUUCUCAUCCUAUUAACAGUACAAAGAAGUGAAAGAAGAGAAAACUGUGAAGAAGGUUAAUGUAUUUUGAUAAUCGGUGGCUACCGUGUCUCUGAAUGCCACCGAUGAGUUAUGCAGGAGAUUUUUUUCAGGCUGAGAGAAUCAGUGCAUGAAUAGCCAACAAAGGAUAUUGGUUCUAGAAGCUUCCAGGAGAAAUGAAAAAGGUUAUUUGCAUUUGCUCUAUAUUCAGGCUUAUCGCUCUGAAUGCAUGUGAAGCUGGUAAACCUGAGACGUUUGAGGAAGUCUUUCCAACCUGGAAAAAUGGAUACACCUGCUUGGACAAGAAAACCUCUGUUUAAUACAGUGCUUUUUUUCUCUUUCUUAAACAACGAUAUCUACUAAAGUGAUGCCAGAAAGUGCUACCUGAAGCUGCAGUUGAUUGUGAUUACACUGGAAUAGUGAAUGUACACCUAGGAAGCUCUGAAUGUAGAGGACUUGAUUAUUACAUUAACAUGUAAAUAAGUAAAUGGUUACAUGGAUUAACAAAAAUACUAAUGUUCUGUGAAAAAGAGAGCAUUUCCAGAAAUUAUGCUGACUUUAUAUUGUGCAAGAUAAAGGUCACUAAUUGUUAAACUGCAUUGUUGUAUGAAUCCAACCCCCAAAGAAAAUCAAACCAGUUGAAUGGACAAUAGUUCAUCUUUUGCAGUUGUACAAAACAGUUGGAGAUCAUGAACAAUUGUUUUCAGUUCCUUCAGCAAUUAGCUUCAGGAACUGAAGUUGUUGCAAAAUAUGUUGUGUUGGGCAUGUUUGAUGUCAACUGGAGUUAAAGGUAAUGUCCUUCGUUUCAAUAAGUUAUUUAGUUAUCCUCAAUUGCUUAUGCUAUUUUGUCUGAUCAUUUCAUUUCCCUGAGUUUCUUUGGUCUGUACUGAGGUGAGAAAGGGAACUUGGUUUAGCUUUUCGGCCAUCAGUAAGAUGAGAGGAAAAGGAGAGAGGAGACUAGAAUAGGGGAUAGAAGAAAUUGAUGAAGCACAAACUUUUAAAGCAGAGCUAUUUUUUCCCCAAAUAAUUAUAUUAUAAACCCUGACUGAGGUUGUGAUACAUAGUUAUCCUAGAAUAUACAGAUAUCUUCUGCUCCAAUAUCUUAAAUAUUGCAGAAGCUUUUGGAAUGCUAGCUAAUCUUUCAACAAAUGUGAAAUUUUGUUUUUAUUAUUUAAAAAUCAGAUAUAAAUAAAAUGUAUUUUUGUAAUUUCUAUGUAUAUAUGUGCUGUAUGUUUAUAUGUGGACUAGUCUGCUAUAGUCAGAAAACUUCCAUAAACCGAGUACAAAAAAAGAAGAAAAAACCCUAGUAAUUUUAAUGAUUAGUAUAAACAUGCUAUGUCUGGAGUACACAAAUAUACAUUUGGGUGACUUGGAUACUAAACAACCAAAGAAACUCAAUCUUUCAUAUAAAUAUAAGUCUAAUAAAGACAGACUGCUGUCUCAGUUACCUGUCAGCCAAUUAAUACUGAUCUUAUCAGUGUAAUACAAUACAUCCAAAUGUGGUUUUGUGUUGGAUUAAUAGCUGCCUAAGAGUAUCACACUUUAAAAUAACAACUUAAAAAUACUGCACCAAACUCAGCAUGGCAUAAAAUAGCUAGUUGUGGUUGGCUUCAGUGGGAACUUCACUCGCUGAGAGCAAAGCUGAGUUUCUCUGUUAGGAUUUGUCUAUACAUGCAAGUUUCACUAGAAUCCCUUGAACAAUAUUCUGCUUAUUUUUCAGUCAUUUAAAUCAUGGUAACAUAAGUGCAGACAUAAAUGAAGAGCGGCUUACUUUUCUUUAGCCUAAGCUGGUUCAUAGCUGGCUUAAGCUAACUUGAUGAGAGAAAUCUACACUAAAUUUUGCCAACCACAUUUUGCAUCAGCUUUAUUACCUCAGUUUUUGAAUGAUUUCUCUAUUUAGCCCAGUGAAGUUUUGCGAGUAGAUUGGCCCUUCUACACCACGGAGUGAAAUGUGCUCUGAAAUAAAUUUCUGUAUCUUAGACUCCAGUUUUGCAGAGUUAUCCUAAAGCUGCAAGUAUUGGAAGCAGCAGCAAUCAUGUGGAUGCGAGUGCUGAAGCAAUAGAGAUGGGAAGGGUGAUGUUACGAUGUAUUCACAAAAGUCACAGGAGGUAGGAUGUACCAGAUUUAAACAGCAUCUUUGGGACACUUAGUUCUGCUUGUAAAUCUGUACCAAUUCUUAAAUUUAAGCAAUUUAGUAGCUCUAUUGAAAAAUGUUUGAGGAUAAAGCUAAGCAUAUAUCUUGCCAUACUGGAAAUUCGUAGAUGUACAGGGUUUGAAUGCCUACAUGCAAACAAAAUGAACAAAUAGAAAAACUCCACAUAAAAAUGUUUCAAUAGCCUUCUAGAAACAGAAACCAUUUCAGGAAAGUUAAACAAAGUACUCUUUAUACUACUGAGGAAGACCUGUUAGCCUUUCAAAAUUAAUUUUGUUUGGUAUUGUAUCGAUGAUGUGCAGUCUACUGAAUAUUCCCUCAACCAUCACUCUCAAACCAUUGUGGUGCACUUUAUUCACAAAGACAUUUUACAUUCUUCAUUCAUAAUGGCUUUUUAUCUUGUUGAUAAUGUUUCUGUAUUUUUUUUUAAAUACAAAGUAAGAUUAUAUCAAGACAGUAAGGACAUUCCUGGGAAAGAAAAAUCAUGCUGUAAUAUUUAUACUGUCUGAGCACAAAGCAAUGAUAAAGUGAAAAUAUAGUGUACAAAUAAUUUGUAAUAUAAUAAACAUUUUGUAUGGCUACAAUUACAA